CUGUUACAGAUAGAGGAGAACCAUUAGCGCAAGAGAUGUCAAACUUGUGUCUGAUCAUUGUGGUUACACAGGACGGACCAGAGGCUCCACUGGAAACAGCAGCUCUGCGCUACUACAAUUCCCAGAGCCCCGCACUCCACCACAAUCCCCUCAGAGUUGACUGCACAGAAUUCUGGGACUUGAAGUCCGAGGCCUGUUUAUCCAAGUUAGAGAAAAGGGCCUGUGGAAACAUGAAGAGGGUAAACAGCUGUGUGAAGAGUGAUGAUCAUGUCCUGGAAGAGUUAGAAACAGAAGGGGAGAGGCAGCUGAAAAGCCUCCUUCAGCAUCAACUUGACACCUCUGUCUCCAUUGAGGAAUGUGUGUCUAAGAAAGAGAGUUUUGCUCCUGGUACUAUGUAUAAGCCCUUUGGGAAGGAAGCAGCCGGAACUAUGACUUUGUCCCAGUUUCAAACAUUGCAUGAGAAGGACCAGGAAACUGCUGCUCUCAGGGAACUAGGGCUCAAUGAAACAGAAAUCUUGAUCUGGAAGAGCCAUGUUUCAGGUGAAAAGAGGACGAGACUGAGGGCAACCCCUGAAGCAAUACAGAACUGCCUUCAAGAUAUUGAAGAAAGGAUCUCAGAGCGUCAGCGCAUCCUUUGCCUGCCACAGAGAUUUUCUAAAAGCAAACAGCUGACCCGGCGAGAAAUGGAAAUAGAAAAAUCUUUAUUUCAGGGUGCUGAUCGUCACUCCUUCCUUAAAGCUCUUUACUACCAAGCAUACCACAAAAAGACAAGUGCAGACAAGUACAUGACCUCAAUGAAGAGGAAGAUAAAAUUAGGCACAAAAGAUGAACCCCAAAAGAAGAACAAAGGUGAUCCCAUGAACAACCUGGAAAAUUUUUACCAAGAGAUGAUAAUGAAAAAACGUCUUGAAGAGUUCCAACUUAUGAGAGGUGAACCCUUUGCUUCCCACUCACUGGUCUCAGCUACAUCAGUGGGAGAUAGUGACACAGCUGAGAACCCGCCAUUACUCCAGGACAAGGGAGAACAGGCAGCACAGGGUAAAGGUCCCAGUCUUCAUGUGGCAAAAGUUAUUGAUAAUUCACCUGAGCAGUGUUGGACUGGGCCUAAGAAGCUGACGCAGCCAAUAGAAUUUGUCCCAGAAGAUGAGAUCCAGAGAAAUCGUUUGUCAGAGGAAGAGAUCCGAAAAAUUCCUAUGUUUUCUUCAUAUAAUCCAGGGGAGCCAAACAAGGGCAAACUGCAACCCUGAAAUUUGGAGAGACAGGCAAUUAAAGAGAACCACAGCCCAGAUCUACUUAUUAGGAGCGGAAAGCCACAGGAGCCAUAAACUGGUAGGAAUACUUAAGUGGUAACUUUGACAAAUUGCUUAAGUCAGAGUGUAGAUUAGUGUUUGAACAUAACAGUUUCUCAAUUUGAAGAGCCAAGAAAAAAGUCUGUUCCUGGCUAGUAAUAAAUCAGAUAGUAUUCAUAAAAGCACCAUAUAUGGUAGCCAUGGUGCCUCUGAAAUUAGUCAAUAAAUACCUCCAGGAACCCCACUAGGUUCUCAAGUUGAAGAGCCAAGGAAAAAAAUCUGUUCCUGGCAUGGGGAGCAGAAAAGUAAUCAUUUUGAAAUACACCCAGAGCUUCUACAGAACAAAGGACUAUCCAACAUGUGAAACAAUUUUACCAAACCCUUCUCCACUAUGGGAGAAGGGAAAUCAUCUUACUUUAGGCCCCUCUGGUCUUCCUGUCCCAUCUGAGAGAGAGAAAAAAAGAAAACUGUGAAACACUUCUGAAGAUUACAGUCUAGGGACCCAGGCACACUGAAAGACUGAGGCUUAAUUAUAGAAUUUCAGAAUGUUUCCCUUACCCUACACCUUACCACCACAUCAACAGGGCUUUAGGAUAAUAACUAUGGUACAGCUGAAAAACCUGCAAGGCUCAGACUCUAAAAAGUUUUCAGGGAAACCCAGAGAAAACAUGGGAAACAAAAACAAGGACAUUACAAGAAAUUGAAACCUGUGACACCUACAGCUAGAGUAAACAUUAAACACAGCCCAACGCCUGGCAAGAUUAACAAAAAAAUCACGCUAACAGCCUGUUUACCUCAGAUCCUAUUAUGUUAUACAUCAUGUUUGACUUUCAACAUAGAAGAAAUUGUAAGGCAUGGUAAAAGAAAAAACAGUUUCAAGAGACAAAACAAGCAUCAGAACCAAAGUCAGAUAUGGCUCAAGUUUUGGAAUGAUUACAUUUAUAGAAUUUAACAUAAUUAAAUGCUAAAGAGUCUAUUAGAAAUAGUACACAAUAUGCAAAAACAGGUCAAGUAAACAGAAAUAGAAACUCAAAGAAAUAAUUAAAAGGAGAUGGUAGAAAUAAAAAGCACUAUAAUAGGAAUAACACUUUGAUAGGCUCAUUAGUAUACUUGGUAUGGCCAAGGAAAGAAUCAGUAAGCUUGAAGACAUGUCAGUACAAACAACCCAGACUAAAAUGCAAAGAAAAAAAGACUUAAAAAAUGGAACUAAUGUCCAAGAACUAUGGGACAAUUUUAAAAGGUGUAACAUACACAUUAUUGGAAUACCAGAAGGAUAAGAGAAAAAGGAACAGAAGAAAUUUUUGAAGUAAUGAUGGCUGGGAAUUUUUCAAAAUUACCAGACCACUGAUACAGGAUUUGAGCAGAGAACACCAAGCAGGAUAACUACCAAAGCAAAAAACAGCUAAGCAUAUCAUGUGCAAAUACCGAAGACAGAGAAAAUCUUGAAAACAGCCAGAAGAAAACCACUUUGUCUAUAGAGAAACAAAGAUAACAAUCGCAUUGGAUUUCUCAUCAGAAACCAUGCAAACAAGAAGAUAGUGGUGUCAAAUAUUUAAUAUUUAAAGUAUUGGGUGGGGGGAACCCCACCUAGCUAGAGUUCUGUAUCCAGAAAAAAUAUCCUUCAAAAGUGAAGGAAAAAUAAAGAUUUUAUCAGACAAACAGAAACAGGGAAUUUGUUGCCAGUAAACCUGCCUUGCAAGAAAAAAAAAAUUAAGUUCUUCAGAGAGAAGGAAAAUAAUAUAGGUUAGAAAAUCAGAUUCCUAUAAAGAAAGGAAGAGCUUAAAAAUGGAAUAUCUGAAGGUGAAAUUUU
Molecule: messenger RNA, 3099 nt
Organism: Myotis brandtii (Brandt's bat)
Lineage: Eukaryota; Metazoa; Chordata; Mammalia; Chiroptera; Vespertilionidae
Gene: RBM41
Product: RNA binding motif protein 41
Exons: 8
Coding region: 36-1247 (403 amino acids)
Biological process (GO): mRNA splicing, via spliceosome
Cellular component (GO): U12-type spliceosomal complex
Molecular function (GO): pre-mRNA intronic binding; U12 snRNA binding
Source: RefSeq, a predicted model, not a curated record